CUGCAAUCCUCUGGUCAUGUCCAUCUCAUACCACACACGACGAUCGCCAGCAGAGCUUUGAUAUUCAAGCCUGGCUUCAACCACUUGGAUGAGCCUACGGGCUUCUUCAGCCCCCAAUCUGCUCCUUCAUGAAGUUGACCAAAGCUUUUAGACCAAGCCCCCGGUCCUAACCAAAAAGCCUCUCGCCGUAAACGCCGAAGCCUCAGUUAAUCUUAUGAUGGCCCAGCCUGAGACACCACCACAAAAUCCUCCUUACCCUGCGCCUACUGUAUCGUUCACUUUUGGUAUCUCCGCUCGGGCUCCUGGUUCUGGUGCCAACACUCCCACAGCCAACACCUACCUUAUGCCGACCAGUCCGGCUAAGAACCCUGCCGGCAUGAACAACGCCCUGAAACCAAGAAUCACCAAGAGCACCGGACAGAAGCCGGCUUGCCUGGUUAAUGCAUCAGUCACCUAUUGCGGAAACGACCAGAUCUACGCCUUUGGCGGCUUCGACCAAUUUACGGAUGAGGUCUACAAUCACGUGCUUCGGCUGGAUCUGAAAACGCUAAAUUGGGCGCUAGUAGAUAAUUAUGGAGAUAUCCCCGGGGUGCGGAUGGGGCAUUCAGCAUCGCUUUACCAAGGCGACAAACUGCUGGUCUAUGGUGGAGAAAAUGAACAUCGGGAAUAUCUGUCAGAUGUGGUCAUCUUGAACCUGAAAGACCAUCACUGGACCCAACCCGAUGUCCAGGGUCCCAUCCCCAAAGGCAGAGCCAGACACGCCGCGGUCGUUUACGAGGACAAAUUGUUCGUCAUCGGAGGGCUGACCGGAGAGGCCAAUUAUAUUCUUGACGAUAUAUGCUACCUGGAUCUGAAGACGUGGACAUGGUCCAAAACAUGGAGUUUCGUGCAGAGGUUCGAUCACUCUGCCUGGAUAUGGGGAGGUCGACUAUGGGUGCUAGGAGGUCUGGGCGCCGAUAUGGAACGCGCCUCAGAGAUUUGGUGGCUGGAUCUGAAAGGAAGUCCGGCUUUGAAUGGUUCUGGCAGGCCGUACUCUACCGUGGGCCGCGUCCCCGCUACCAGACAUGAAGGCAUACCGCAUCCCAACCGCGCUGACCGAAUCGACAUAUACACCGCGAACUCGGGCAGUAUACACAUUCGAUCGACGAGGCGGGAGAAGCCAGUCGCACCCGGUGCAAUAUCGUCGUUGAAAUUUGUUUCUGGCCCUCAUGUCCCUCUCCAAUCGUCCGGCACGCACUUCCACGUUUGCUCGUCUGGCGCUUUGCUAGACUUUGUCACGCCAGCAUCGACUAUUCGUCAUAAUGAAUGCAACCUGUCAUCCCUCGAGCUGGACUCGUUGAGAUGGCAAAGAUUGGUCGAAGGUCCCGAGUUAUUCCAACCAGGCUACAAAUGGCAUUACUGUACAAUCAAUGAGGAUGGAACCAAGGUCUGGUUGCUUGGAUCCUCUGGAGACUAUCCUACUGAGCCCAAUCAAGAGCUGCAACUGAGCGAGGUUUUGGCAGUCGAUCUCAAACGGUACGGUUUGCUCGGCAACCUUGACUCCUCCUUCGCAUCUGAGCAGAACCGCAUCCUGGCCUCCGAACGGCAGACAACACACACCGCUCCCGCUGGCGGUUUGGGAUCUGGCCUCGGCUCCGAUCUCGCCAUGACAUUUGACCAACCCCCAGAAUCCGGCAGCAUGAGCGACUUCAUCAUCACGGCGAACAACAUCCCUGCGGAUGAGGACGACAACGUUUCGGAAGCUGAUUCUCAAAUGCGAUUCUCCACCAACACGACUAGCAGUCAGGUAUUUGUCUCUGAAAGCUCUGCUGUGUCGCCACCGAUCCAUGUUCACAAAAUGAUACUCCAAGCUCGCUGGCCACACUUCAAACGUCUCUACGCUUCAAAAAUGAUUGAAUACCAGACUUCGCGCUUACACAUCCCUGAGCCAUACUCGGUUGUACGCGCGUUUCUGUACUACCUGUACACGGACAGCAUUGCGCCGCACCCUGUGUUCUGCCGUGACCUCACAGACGUCGCCGGCAUGCUCGUAAUGGCGAACCUUUAUGACAUGCCGAAGCUCCGCCUUCUGUGCGUGAACCGCCUGUCGCGCGAGAUUGACAUUGAACAUGCCGCCGUAAUUUGGGAGCGCGCAGGACGUACUGAGGAAGAAUGGCUGAAGCAGCGCGCCGCCCGCUUCUGCAUGACGAACUUCGGGCGGAUCGUACGUACCGAGGGAUUCAGGAGCCUGAGUCGGCAGUCUCUGAUGGAGCUUUGCGAGGUGGUGGGGAUGGAAGGGCGCGUGGUUGAUGGUGAUGAGAUGGAUGACGCCGAUGGCGGGUUCAUGCAAGGUGGGGGCCUUAGUGGGCGAUAUCGACGAAGGAGUCAUCGACCCAGUGGGGAGGCGGACGAGACAGAGGGGGAUGACGAUGACGGGAUGGACAUGAACUGAUUUCCAUCGUCCUGCCUUUCCGAUUGACGCAACGGGAUCUUCUUGGUUCAACGCAGACCAAGAGAGCUUGAGACCCAACGGGCCCAAUCCAGCCGCGAAGCACACCAAGAUGUUCAAUUCAUCAACACGAGAAAAGGGACAUUAACCCCCAACUUCCAACCCUGACGAGGUUCGAACUUUCAUUCUUCAGCAAGAGUUUUUACCGCGUUGUUACGGCAGAUUUUAUGCAGGGUUUUGAGGCGAAGCAUGGUCGGAAUAACGAAAUGUGUUCCACACACACAAAAAAAGAGGAAGCCUAAGGAAGGAAGGAAUCUAGGAGCCCAAAACAUGAGGCAUAGCGAGGAUACAGAAUCUGUCAGGAAUGGCGAAUACCGGAUGGUGGACACUGUACGGGGACCGGGUUGGGAUGGGAUAGGAUGGGCUGGUUCGGGUCUGAGUAAAGGAGCGAGGCUGCAUGGUGCUGUAUAGGUAUGCAUGUAGGUAGGUGCGUUAACAUACGUAACUACCGCGACUUGUAGCCAGCUAUGUAGGCAAGCAUGUAUGAGCUACGGAUGGCAUUAUUCUUGACACCAAGCAGAUAAGCCGUGAGGGUUGGUGUUGGUAUCGCAUGCUUCGCCCCAAUUUUUGACCGACUGCUUCGUGUCGCGUCGUUCUCUU
This is a messenger RNA of Cladophialophora immunda, 3088 nucleotides long. RefSeq lists its product as uncharacterized. Gene Ontology annotation, molecular function: protein binding. The transcript has a single exon. NCBI's taxonomy places the organism in Eukaryota, Fungi, Ascomycota, Eurotiomycetes, Chaetothyriales, Herpotrichiellaceae. The record is from RefSeq and is a predicted model, not a curated record. Bases 215 to 2431 code for a protein of 738 amino acids.